Messenger RNA from Truncatella angustata, 733 nucleotides. Its product is annotated as EF-hand protein. Gene Ontology annotation, cellular component: central plaque of spindle pole body. Gene Ontology annotation, molecular function: calcium ion binding; enzyme regulator activity. The transcript has 6 exons. Bases 105 to 554 code for a protein of 149 amino acids. Lineage: Eukaryota; Fungi; Ascomycota; Sordariomycetes; Amphisphaeriales; Sporocadaceae. Gene Ontology annotation, biological process: spindle pole body organization. The record is from RefSeq and is a predicted model, not a curated record.
UUUACUUCUGCUCAACAGAACAUCUUUUAAGAUACGAUCCAUCCAUUGAUUGAUCCUCUGUUUCUUUGUUUGUAACCAACUACAAGCAAUUCCCGAAACUCAAAAUGGCCGAUUCGCUGACCGAAGAACAAGUCUCCGAGUUCAAGGAGGCCUUCUCCCUCUUUGACAAGGAUGGCGAUGGUCAAAUCACCACAAAGGAGCUCGGCACCGUCAUGCGAUCCCUCGGCCAGAACCCUUCCGAGUCUGAGUUGCAAGAUAUGAUCAACGAGGUGGAUGCUGACAACAACGGCACCAUUGACUUCCCUGAGUUCUUAACAAUGAUGGCCCGCAAGAUGAAGGACACUGACUCCGAGGAGGAGAUCCGAGAAGCCUUCAAGGUCUUCGACCGCGACAACAACGGCUUCAUCUCCGCUGCUGAGCUGCGUCAUGUCAUGACCUCUAUUGGCGAGAAAUUGACUGACGACGAAGUCGAUGAGAUGAUCCGUGAGGCUGACCAGGACGGCGAUGGGCGUAUCGACUACAACGAGUUCGUCCAACUGAUGAUGCAGAAGUAAAUGUGCCGGGACCUACUCGUUUCGUGUCUCUUUCGCCAAUACCCAAUCUCACGCCGCUACGAAGCAUACACGUUUCUUACUCUGUUGGUGGGGGGCUGACCCAGAGGGCAUGGUUGAUUCAGCCCGUCUGGGUCAUUCGGUUCACGGAUAUACAGAUUUGGGGGAUUGUUGGGUAAUGA